Messenger RNA from Nelumbo nucifera (sacred lotus), 2122 nucleotides. Its product is annotated as protein NRT1/ PTR FAMILY 6.3-like. Gene Ontology annotation, cellular component: membrane. Gene Ontology annotation, molecular function: transmembrane transporter activity. Gene Ontology annotation, biological process: transmembrane transport; oligopeptide transport. NCBI's taxonomy places the organism in Eukaryota, Viridiplantae, Streptophyta, Magnoliopsida, Proteales, Nelumbonaceae. The record is from RefSeq and is a predicted model, not a curated record.
CCCUGGUUUCGUUUAUUCAUGUGUCUGUUAGAGAUUGGAUUCUCCCUCCCUGUAUCAAACUACCCUCCCCCAACUCAAUAACCAGAGUUGUUCGAGAGUUGUUGAUACUAGAGGAAAUGAGUCUCCCUGAAACCGAGGGGAAGACCCUCUCGGACGCUUGGGACUACAAGGGCCGAUCCGCCGAGAGAUUCACAACGGGCGGAUGGACAAGUGCAGCCAUGAUUCUAGGGGUGGAGUUGUGUGAGAGGUUAACCACGUUGGGGAUCGCCGUGAAUUUGGUGACUUACUUGACGGGUACCAUGCAUUUGGGCAAUGCCACCUCCGCCAACAACGUCACCAACUUCCUCGGCACCUCUUUCAUGCUUUGCUUGCUCGGCGGCUUCAUCGCUGAUACAUUUCUCGGCAGGUACCUCACCGUAGCCAUUUUUGCUACUGUUCAAGCCACGGGUGUGACAAUCUUGACAAUCUCCACUAUCGUCCCAAGCCUCCGACCUCCCAAGUGCACAGCCGGGGAAGUCUGCGUGCAGGCAAGCGGGCUACAAUUGACGGUACUAUAUCUGGGGCUGUACCUCACGGCGCUGGGCACCGGUGGCCUGAAAUCGAGCGUAUCGGGGCUUGGGUCAGACCAGUUCGACGAAUCGGACCCAAAGGAAAGAGCCCAGAUGACAAACUUCUUCAAUUGGUUCUUCUUCUUCAUAAGCAUCGGAUCUCUGGCAGCGGUGACCAUCCUCGUGUACAUACAGGACAACCUAGGGAGACAUUGGGGAUACGGCAUCUGCGUCUCGGCCAUCCUGCUCGGCCUCCUCGUCUUUCUGUCCGGCACGAGAAGGUACCGGUUCAAGAAGCUGGCAAGUAGCCCAUUGACGCAGGUAGCGACCGUUUUCGUCGCCGCCUGGAGGAAGAGAAAGAUGGAGUUGCCGUCUGAUCCGUCGCUCUUGUAUGACGUUGGCAACAGUGUGAACGAUGGGCAGAAGAGGAAGAAGCAAAGGCUCCCUCAUAGCAAACAGUUCCGUUUUCUAGACAAGGCGGCAAUCAAGGACCCCAAUGGCCAGACGCAGAGUGGGAGCUGGAACACCGUCGAGAACCGGUGGAGCUUAUCAACACUAACCGACGUCGAAGAAGUGAAGAUAGUGAUCAGGAUGAUGCCCAUUUGGGCUACAACCAUCAUGUUCUGGACGGUUUAUGCUCAAAUGACCACGUUCUCUGUUUCCCAGGCAACCACCUUGAAUCGACACCUUGGCAGGUCGUUUCUGAUUCCUGCUGCAUCAUUGACCGUCUUCUUUGUUGGCAGCAUUCUCCUUACUGUUAUCGUCUAUGAUCGGGUCAUCGUUCCGGUUACUCGUAGAUUGUUUAACAACCCACGAGGCCUCACCCCCUUGCAACGUAUAGGUAUUGGUCUUGUCAUGUCCGCAUUGGCCAUGGUGGCUGCCGCACUCACCGAACUCAAACGGUUGAGAGCUGCAAGAUCCAACGGGUUGACGGAUAACCCAACAGCGGAGAUCCCUCUGAGUGUGUUUUGUUUGAUCCCUCAGUUCUUCCUGGUGGGUUGCGGUGAGGCAUUCACCUAUAUUGGGCAGCUCGAUUUCUUCCUUAGAGAGUGCCCUAAAGGGAUGAAAACCAUUAGCACUGGGUUAUUUUUGAGCACCAUUUCACUUGGCUUGUUUUUUAGUUCUUUCUUGGUUUCUCUAGUGCACAAAUUGACAGGGAACGGCAGGCCAUGGCUAUCGGAUAAUCUGAACCAGGGCAAGCUUUAUAACUUCUACUGGCUCUUGGCUGGUCUGAGUCUGCUCAACUUUGGCUUGUAUUUGGUUUGUGCUAGGUGGUAUGUGUACAAGGACACUAGGUUAGCUCAGGAGGGGAUUGAACUGGAAGAGAAAGAUGUGUCCUGCCAUGCAUAAACUCUUUUAAUUUUUUUCUUUUUCAUUUGGGUCUUCAGUUCAAUUCUUCAAAUGCUUUUGCUAGCUUGUUUUUGCCUUUUCCUGUUUUUGUAAUUACUUUCUUCAAAUGUAACUCGCUCUCUUUAAAUUUGUACAAGAUUAAGGAACAUAAGGAGUAAGAAAGAAUGUAAGCCCGAUGACAAAGGAUUAUGGAUAAUGGAAUUUUUGGGUUGCCUUUGACAGAA